UCGAUCGAAUAGAACAGAAUCAAAUUGAAAAUGACGAAGAAAUUGUUUGCUCUCAGAGCAAAUCUGAGAUUCAUGAGGUUAUUAGGGAUGUGGCCAGGCGAAGGUAAAGCGAACACGAAUAUACGUUUCAAAAUUGAGGUGUUCAUUAGAAUGGCAUUAACAUUCGCCGUCAGUUUCGGUGCUUUGGCUCAGCUGAUACGAGAGAUGAAAGGUAAUAAUUGAAGAUCUUCAAAUAUAUGGCUCAAAAUAAAAUUGAUACUUAGGUUUGAGCAAGUCCGAUUUGGUGGAAGUCGUUGAAACUCUGGCCUUAACAUCGAUUGGUAUAACGUAUUAUUACAUGUUCAUCUGUUACUUGCUGAACAUGCCUAAGAUGGAGACGCUCGUGACGGACAUAAACGACUUCUCUUUCUUCAAAAAACCUAAAGAUUUCGUGAAAAUCAAUAAACGCAUCGAAUGGCUCGUCGCGAUUUACAACUUCUGCAUUUACGGCGUCAUCACUCUGUAUUCAAUACUGAGUUACACGGAGAAGUCCGAGUGCUUGGAAGAGAACGAGAAGUUCGAGAAGGACAAAAUCUGCGGAUUGUUGGCCAACACUUGGAUGGCCAUCGAUCUUACACGAUCACCCAUCAACGAGAUCUUCAUUUGCUUGCAGACGUACUCGGGCUGGGUCUUCAUGGUAGGAGGAAUCAACAUGUUCUCCUUCGUCUUCGCCUGCAUCGAGAAUCUUAUCCUCAGGUUGAAUGUGAUUAAAGCGAUUAUGCAGGAGAUGUUCGAAUCGGAUUCGGAAUCAGAGAAGAGACGUUUGCUCAACUAUUGCAUCCGCUAUCAUGUGAACGUCAUCGAAUUUAUACAUCGCCUCAACGCAGCUUUUCGCUCUGUGACAUUUGCUUCAAUAUCUUUGUUUUCUUUGCUGAUGGCCUUAGCAGCUUACCAGUUCAUAAAUGUUCCUUCUGUUAAAGCUCUGCUACAUUUUCAAGGAUUCUUCCUCACAUGGUUUAUAAUCUGCUUUAUGGGUCAGAGAAUCAUCACUCAGAGCUUAGAAUUCAACGCAUUCUUGUAUAACACACCGUGGUAUACGCAGAGCGUGUCAAUCCAAAAAGAUUUUCUGAUGGUUUUAAGGAGAUCGCAGUUUCCUUUGGAGAUUUGGGCAGGUCCUUUUGCCACCAUGUCAUUCCCGACAUUUCAAUUGGUGAUGAGAAACACGUACACUUUCGUCACCGUUUUAAGCAUGGCUUUGGAAUAAUUUAGAAAUCGAUUGUUUUUUUUAAA
Molecule: messenger RNA, 1269 nt
Organism: Nicrophorus vespilloides
Lineage: Eukaryota; Metazoa; Arthropoda; Insecta; Coleoptera; Silphidae
Product: odorant receptor 4-like
Exons: 5
Coding region: 338-1243 (301 amino acids)
Biological process (GO): detection of chemical stimulus involved in sensory perception of smell; sensory perception of smell
Cellular component (GO): plasma membrane
Molecular function (GO): odorant binding; olfactory receptor activity
Source: RefSeq, a predicted model, not a curated record